AUGGAGAUGAUGAUCUUGGAUGAACUGACCAAAGUCAUCCCGUCCUUUGGUAUGCAUUUUGCACCCACAAAGUGUAAGGUCAUGCUUGUGGACGUGCAGUCACUGAACACGCCCCUUACAAUCCAGGGAGAGGUACUGGAAGUUGUGGAGCGUUUCACGUACCUUGGAAGUUGUAUUAGUUCUGAUUGCAGUGUGACAGAGGAGGUGAAUGCACGAAUCUGCAAGGAUCGGGCCGCGUUUGCUAACUUGAGACACCUAUGGCGUCAAAAUGACAGGGGAAGUCGAGAGACAGAGGUCGGGUUCGAACGACGGACCUUCCGGUCAGUAAAUUCGCGCUGUAACCACUUGAGCCAUCUCGCCCCUUUGCACAGUUCACCAGACAAAUUAUGGCAAUUCUUCAUUUGUGGUUGCACCCUCCCUGCAUCGAUCAGCUGCUCGCACGAAUGUUUGUUUAGGACCUUUCCACAGUACCCAAGCCUAGACAGGGGAAGUCGAGAGACAGAGGUCGGGUUCGAACGACGGACCUUCCGGUCAGUAAAUUCGCGCUGUAACCACUUGAGCCAUCUCGCCCCUUUGCACAGUUCACCAGACAAAUUAUGGCAAUUCUUCAUUUGUGGUUGCACCCUCCCUGCAUCGAUCAGCUGCUCGCACGAAUGCGGUAAGACUAGGAAAUUCGUUCCAAACUUCGAAACAGAAAGAAAGCGUUCAGCUGUAGCACCCUUCCGGUGCCUAGCUGCCAUGCCACCCGAAAUAAAGCACGAGGGCUGGGAUACUGCCAGGUUGCCCAAGCCUAGACAGGGGAAGUCGAGUGGCGGAGGUCGGAUUCGAACCACGGACCUUCCGUCUAUGAUGGAUACUGACAUGCCGAAUCGAACAAGAAAUCAAUUCAUUCAAUUCAUUAGGUAUAAACCGUGUGCCAUUAGCACAUUGGUUCCAGCUGUAACAGUUUCGGUCAGCGGAAAUUGGGAGAGUGUGGGUCAUACAGCCAAACACUGGACGCAUGUUCGGUUAGUUCUGGAACUGAGUAGCUACGCAUUGAAGACGAUAGCUUUGAUGCACAACGCGGAGACAUUUCACACAUCUGGUUCCAUUCAGAAAUUUCAACAAUGGAAGAAGAAGCAAAAACUCAGAAAGGAAACUACUCACAAGGUUGCUGAAAACUCGUCGACAGCUCACGACCGGUUUCGCCCUUCCACCUCGGGCUCAUCAGGUAGGCGCAGUCCCCGAGUUUCCGUCAACCUUAUGAUCUACUUGAACCCAAAUUCCACUGUUUUCGAGAAAUACACUCAUUUGCAAAUCAAUAUGGUUUUCACGAGUGUUAUAUCUUCUGGCCCACGAUCGGUUUCGCCCUUCUUGGGGCUCAUCAGGUAG
Messenger RNA from Opisthorchis viverrini, 1371 nucleotides. RefSeq lists its product as hypothetical. Lineage: Eukaryota; Metazoa; Platyhelminthes; Trematoda; Opisthorchiida; Opisthorchiidae. The record is from RefSeq and is a predicted model, not a curated record. The transcript is spliced from 6 exons. Bases 1 to 1371 code for a protein of 456 amino acids.